Dacryopinax primogenitus is the source of this 2207-nucleotide messenger RNA. RefSeq names its product tryptophanyl-tRNA synthetase. The record is from RefSeq and is a predicted model, not a curated record. Gene Ontology annotation, cellular component: cytoplasm. Gene Ontology annotation, molecular function: ATP binding; tryptophan-tRNA ligase activity. Bases 62 to 1603 code for a protein of 513 amino acids. NCBI's taxonomy places the organism in Eukaryota, Fungi, Basidiomycota, Dacrymycetes, Dacrymycetales, Dacrymycetaceae. Gene Ontology annotation, biological process: tryptophanyl-tRNA aminoacylation. The transcript has 11 exons.
CCCAACUCCUCUACCGUCAGUGCCAUCCUCACCCAAUACUCUUGCUACCCGUCUAGCUCAUAUGGACCUCCCACCGCCCUCCAGUGUCACAGCACUCGACUCCCCUUCCCGCUCAGGAGGAGCACAAGAAACGCCCGAAAGCGUGGCGGACAAGAUCUCCCGCCUGGACCUGCCCGAGCCGGAAGAGAUCCGCAACCAGGCAAAGGCGAAGAUUCAGACCAAAGGGACGGAGGAGGUCAAUAGGGAGAUCGCGAAGAUGAGUCUGCCGGAGCCUGAGUGGGCUCAUGCAACCGCAGCGAAUGGAAAGACUGUUGCUGGUGAGACCUCUGUGUCUGCGUCAGGCGCUGUACCACCCCCACAGCCUAUCCCAGUGCCGAGUGACGCACCUCAUGUCCCGGCACACGAGCAGGUCGUCACCCCCUGGGACGUGCAAGGCGGUGUGACAGAGGAUGGGAAGCAGCAGGCGAUCAACUACGACAAGCUUAUUGAUCAGUUUGGGACGCGAAGGGUGGAUCAGGCUAUCUUGGACCGGUUCGAGAAGCUUACGGGAAGGAAGCCUCAUUUGCUCUUGAGGAGGGGGAUGUUCUUCUCUCACCGUGACCUCGGCGGCAUUCUCGACAGAUACGAGAAGGGCAAGCCGUUCUUUCUCUACACUGGACGAGGACCAAGCAGCGAUAGCAUGCAUCUCGGGCAUAUGAUCCCCUUCGUCUUCACCAAAUGGCUGCAGGACGUAUUCGACUGCCCGCUCGUGAUCCAGCUGACGGACGAUGAGAAGUUCUUGUUCAAGCAGGAGCUGAAGAUCGAGCAGGUCGAAGGGUUUAGCAGGACGAACGCGAGGGAUAUUAUUGCGUGUGGGUUCAAUCCGGAGAAGACGUUCAUCUUCAGCGAUCUCUCUUUCGUUGGAGGCGCAUUCUACAAGAACGUCGUCCGUAUCGCCCGGUGCAUCACGCUCAACCAAGCCCGCGCCGCCUUCGGGUUCAACGACACGGACAACAUCGGUAAGAUCCAUUUCUGUUCGAUCCAAGCCGCACCUUCAUUCUCCAACUCCUUCCCCCAAAUAUUCGGUACAAAGUCCGACAUUCCCUGCCUCAUCCCCUGCGCCAUCGACCAAGACCCGUAUUUCCGUCUAACGCGGGACACGGCUGCUCGACUCAAGUACCCCAAGCCGGCGCUCUUGCAUUCCAAGUUCUUCCCUGCGCUGCAGGGCCCGCAGACGAAGAUGUCCGCCAGCGAUCCGAACAGCACUAUCUAUAUGAGCGAUACGCAGAACCAGAUCAAGAAUAAGAUCCGGAAACAUGCGUUUAGUGGGGGACAGGAGACGGUGGAGGAACAUCGAGUGCUCGGGGGCAACCCAGAUGUGGAUGUGUCAUAUCAGUAUCUGGGAUUCUUCUUGGACGACGACGAGGAGUAUGCAAAACUUGCAGAGGAGUAUCGGUCUGGUCGCCUAUUGACCUCUGAGCUCAAGAAUAUGUGUAUUGACACACUGCAGAAGUUUGUAAAGAACUUCCAGGAAAGGAGAGCAAAGGUCACGGAUGCGCAGAUUAAUGCGUUUAUGGACGCCAGCCGGAAAAUAGAUCCAACACCGAGCAAGGUGACACAGUAGAGUGAAUGUAGGUAUGAGAGUCGUGCACUGAGUGAGAGCAUCAGAACAGCGUGUCAGGCAGCCUUUUCGUCAGGCUGGUGCGUUCAUGACUCCGCAUACUAUCCUCCAAGGCGAUGGUGAGGGCGUCGUUCUUCUUGCCGAGGUCUGCGUGCGCCAUAGUCAGGUUAUCUAGGUACUUGAUGUACUGGUCUUUCACGGCAAUCACUUCGUUCAUUUGGGCACACUUGUUCCUGUGCAACAUCGUAAGGUCUGCCUUCGCAGUUAUUAUAAUAGCAUUUCCGGCGCAUCGAGCAUCGUUUGUGACGUAUGCAACCUUGUUGAACACAUUGGCGACAAUAAUUUCAGUAAAUUGUUCCAAGAUAUGUCGUAUGCCAGCCAAGGACGAGGCCUUCUCAGAUCCUUCGCCGCCAGUUCCGUCAUCCUCGCUUGUGGCUGAACCUGCAUCAUUAUUCGAAUCACUCCUGCGAGAACUAUAUUUCGGGCUGUUUGCAGUUCGUUCAGCCUGCUGACGGCGAACGCGAUCAAUCUUCUUUUUGGUCGCGUUCCGAUUGGCCGCCUCGAGAGAUACUUUACGCGCUAACAUGGGUCCCGUAGUAGUCUUGCU